This is a messenger RNA of Gongylonema pulchrum, 141 nucleotides long. The record is from the annotation of a GenBank genome assembly. Lineage: Eukaryota; Metazoa; Nematoda; Chromadorea; Rhabditida; Gongylonematidae.
AUGGAAACGGAUUUGGAGCAUCUGGUCAAGGAUACGGCGAUAAUUUUGAUGCCCGAACAUAUCAAAAAUAUGGUACUUCAGAUGCUCCUAGGCCUGGAAUAUCUUCAUUUACAUUGGGUGUUGCAUCGUGUAAGUCCUUAA